Messenger RNA from Colletotrichum acutatum, 380 nucleotides. RefSeq lists its product as uncharacterized. Bases 207 to 359 code for a protein of 50 amino acids. The record is from RefSeq and is a predicted model, not a curated record. NCBI's taxonomy places the organism in Eukaryota, Fungi, Ascomycota, Sordariomycetes, Glomerellales, Glomerellaceae. The transcript has 2 exons.
GUCUCUCUUGUCGGGCCUCAACCGUGCAGCCUGUCUCGGCAUGUCGAAACUGGCUACACUGGUCUGGAACUACUGAUACUGCCCUGAUAGUACACAAUAUCACUGUCCACGGUAUCCCAAUGGGCUCGAGUAAAAGUACCAACUCGCUAAUCGGCUGACUGAUAGACAGGAGACAGCCGCAAGCAUCAUUCCAAGACACGUGUAACAUGUGGUCUGUUGGACUCUUAUUUUUUAUUCUUUUUUGGCUUGGAUCAAUAGGUAACGCCCGUGGGACGCUCACUUCUCUCAAAUCGGGCUCAAUGAGCAUCGCCAAUGGCGCUGUCUGCCAAUUGGCGCGCCGCCUGGGCGCGACUGCUUGACUGCUGUCAAUGGAUUGCGGG